AUGACUAACAGUGUCGACAUAUUUCUGAGUAGACCCAGAUACAUUCUGAGGUAUUUGGGUAUAUGGCCAAAGGAAAAUCAUAUGAUUGUCCAUUCUAUUUAUAAAGCCUUCGUUAUGAUGACGCAGUAUUCAUUUAUAUUGUUCGAAUUUAUUUAUAUCGCGGACGUUUGGGGCGAUUUGGAUGAAGUUUCAGAAGCGUCCUACUUACUUUUCACCCAAGCUUCGGUCUGUUACAAGGCAACUGUAUUUAUGCUUAGUAAAGGUAAUCUAAAGGAAUUGCAAUUUUUUAUGGGGGCAGAAACUUUUAAACCGCAGAGUAAUCUUCAUAUUAAGAUAUUAGAAAAACAAGCACAAAGAAUAAAGAAACUCUGCGCAGUGUUUCUUACUAGUGCUUUGACGACGUGUACAUUGUGGGCAAUAAUGCCUCUCUUGGACUCGGCUGAAACAAGAUUCUUUCCGUUUAAAAUAUGGAUGCCGCUGGACCCGAAAUCAUCGCUGCAGUACCAGCUAGGCUACGUGUACCAGAUGACCAGCAUCUACAUCAGCGCGCUCCUUUUCUUCGCAGUGGAUAGCACCACGCUCUCAAUGAUCAUGUUCGGCUGUGCCCAACUUGAGAUUAUCAUCAAUAAGUUGGAGAAGUUACAAAAUGUAUCAAAGACAUCUAAAUCAACAGAAAAUCAGAACAAAUUAAAUGAAAAUAACGCGUUGUUUAUAGAAUGUGUACGACAACAUCAGGCUGUUAUAAAAUUUAUCGAAAUGCUGGAGAAUACAUAUCAUGCCAAUAUAUUUUUCCAACUGAGUGGAACGGUGGGAAUUAUCUGUAUUAUCGGACUUAGAAUAACGAUAACGGAACCAAACAGUGUCCAGUUCUACUCGAUGCUCAACUACAUGGUGACCAUGCUUUCCCAACUGCUUCUGUACUGCUGGUGUGGAAACGAACUAACAUCUACAAGCCAGGACCUCCGAACACAUCUGUACUUGUGUCCGUGGUACGAACAAGAUGCAUCAUUUCGUAGAUCCCUGGUAAUUGCGAUGGAGAGAAUGAAGAGACCAAUUAUAUUCAAAGCUGGGCACUAUAUACCGCUGUCACGACCCACCUUUGUGUCUAUACUGCGUUCAUCAUAUUCCUACUUUGCUGUCCUCAAUCAGGCAAAAAAUAAGUAA
Messenger RNA from Leptidea sinapis, 1164 nucleotides. It is a transcript of the gene Or-41, whose product is annotated as odorant receptor Or1-like. Gene Ontology annotation, cellular component: plasma membrane. The record is from RefSeq and is a predicted model, not a curated record. Gene Ontology annotation, biological process: sensory perception of smell; detection of chemical stimulus involved in sensory perception of smell. Lineage: Eukaryota; Metazoa; Arthropoda; Insecta; Lepidoptera; Pieridae. Gene Ontology annotation, molecular function: odorant binding; olfactory receptor activity. Bases 1 to 1164 code for a protein of 387 amino acids. The transcript is spliced from 8 exons.